Messenger RNA from Effrenium voratum, 1853 nucleotides. The record is from the annotation of a GenBank genome assembly. Lineage: Eukaryota; Dinophyceae; Suessiales; Symbiodiniaceae.
CCUGGGAAGUCCGCUGCUUUUGAAGGACUCCUGUUGCCUCGGCGUCUUUUCGCCGGUCUUCUCUUCCACACGUCCGGGAUCCUUCCUGAUGAUCUCAGACAUGGCAGAGCCGGGCAGCAGCUUGCCAGUGCGAACUCGCGCCCGCCUUGGACCGGUGCUGUCGGCGCUGCAGUUGGCGCGCCCGGGCGCACCGCUGAUGGCGCCGGACGUGUCCACGACAGGACCAUCCUCGCCCCCCCAAAGCACGGCGCGGCCGGGUUUGCCGCUGGCGUCUUCAGGGGUUUGCCGCCUGCACACGACGCUGGCCCUGUGCGGCGCGUGGUUGGGUCCCUCCUUGCCCUUGCGGAGCACGUCCUGCGCUGGACUUUUCACGCCGCCGUUGGCCAUUUCGCGGUGUGGGCCACCGAUGUUGACAGUGGAUGCGACGCUGCUGGAUUUCUCGCCCUCUUUGCGCGGCUUCAGCAGGACAGGAUCCUCGGCAUUGGUCUUGAACCUCGCCAGUGCCGAUCCAUUGCCUUUGCUCCGGCAACAUGCUCGAUGCGGAUCCGUCUUGCCAGUGGCAGGACUAAGUUGCUUGGACGCCCCCGUGCUGGCGUUGGACCUCCUGCAGCUGGAGUUCUUUCUGUCACCCAAGAGCUUUGCUCAACCAGGGCCCCCUCCAUUCGCCUCGGGCACGUGCCGCCCUGCGGCAUCAUCGCCGGCUGUUGGCUUCUGCCACUUUGGCAGCUCCCUGCCGCCCCACAAACUCGCGCGCCCCAACUCGCCGACGUCGGCCUUGGCAUCGUGUCGCCUGGGCUCCGUUUCGCCAGCGCCGAGCUUCGCCACCUCCGGUGCCUCCCCCUCGUCGCGGGCCUUCGCGCGCGCGGGCGCCGCAGUGUCGGCGCCGGACUCGGCGCACUGCGAGUUGUCUCCGCUGCUGCGGGCAUUUAGUCGCCCGGGCUCUGUGCUGCUGGCAGCUGGUGUCACAAGGACCGGCGUGCAGCCGGCUGUGUUGGAUGCUUUGCACCUGGGGGAUGCGCUGUCGACCAGGAGCUUCAGCAGGACAGGCUCGCUGGCGCCGGUCUCGGGGCUUGUGGACCUGGGCUCUUCCCUGCCUCCACGAAGUGUGCGAGUUGGAAGCUUGCUGCCGGUGCUGGGAGCCGUGCGACCUGGAAGCCUGAUGUCCACUUUGGAUUUUACAGCGGGCAGCUUCUUACCACUCCAGAGCUCCUCCUAGCCAGGGGCCUCACCACCGGUUUCAAACUCCGUUGCCGUGGAGCCCUCUCUGUCCCUCCGGAGCCUUGUGCAGGCGGGGCCUGCUCCCUCGACCUGUGACGCCUUCGCGGCAGGUUCAGCAGCCCCAGCCCGCAGGUCUGCUUGCACGGGUCCGGUCACUUUGGUUCUGGACUCGGCCACAGCGGGGCCCUUGGCAUUUUCGCGCGGCUCGGCAUGCACCGGAUUUUCCGUCACAGUGCUGUCGCUGGUCAACCUAGCCCCUUUGUUGCCCCCACACAGCUUGUUGUAUGCAGGUUCUGGGCCGUCUCCCUUCGAUGCCAUGCAGUUGGGACUGUUCGCUCUGCUGCGGUCUUUCAUGCGUCCAGGUGCACCAGUGUCGUUGUCAGGGGUGCAGCGCCUGGGUGAGUUGACGCUGGCUGCUGACCUGUGUCCUGUUGACUCAGCGCUGUUUCUGCAAUGCUCAGCCUGCACAGGUUCCCGCUUGUCACUGCCAGGUAAGUCGCAGAUGGGGGUGCCACCUUUAGUUUCAGACUAUGGAAGGUUUCGCUUGCUGGCUGUUCGCAGUUUGAUGCGUGUGGGCAGUUCUUUGUCAACUAGCGGAGUGGCACCGAUGGGUUUCCUGCCGUUGGUCCUGGACU